AUGCUCUUCCUCCGGAGCGCCCGCUCGCUCCUGAAGGGCCCCGCGGUCUCCGUCGCCCGGCCGCGCGCCGCGCCCGCCGCCCGCCGAACGUCGGCGCUCUUCCACGCGGGCCACGACCACGCGGACUUCGACCCGACGAAGGCGACGCUGCCGACGAACGCGGAGGAGGAGCUCGUGAAGAUCCGCCACUCGACGAGCCACAUCAUGGCGCUCGCCGUGAAGCGCGUCUUCAAGGACGACGUGCAGGUGACGAUCGGCCCGUGGAUCGAGAACGGGUUCUACUACGACUUCUACCGGGAGGAGCAGAUCAGCGACAAGGACCUGAAGCGCAUCAAGAAGGAGAUGGACAAGAUCAUCAAGGCCGACCUGCCCAUCAUCCGCGAGGUCGUGCCGCGCGAGGAGGCGAGGGCGCGGCUCCUCGCCGAGGGCGAGACGUUCAAGGUCGAGGUGCUCGACGGCAUCACCGACGACACGAUCUCCUUCUACCGCAUCGGCGACGAGUGGUGGGACCUCUGCGCGGGCCCCCACGUGCCGUCGACGGGCGCGAUCAAGCCCAAGGCCGUCGCCCUGCAGUCGGUCGCGGGCGCGUACUGGCGCGGCGACGAGAAGCGCGAGAUGCUCCAGCGCAUCUACGGCACGGCCUGGCAGGAGAACUGGCAGCUCGCGGAGCACAAGCGGCGCCUCGAGGAGGCGAAGAAGCGCGACCACCGCGUCCUGGGCAAGAAGCUGGACCUCUUCUCGAUCCAGGAGGCGGCCGGCGGCGGGCUGUGCUUCUGGCACCCGCGGGGCGCGCGGAUCCGCAUGCUCAUGGAGGACACGUGGAAGGCGGCCCACGAGCGCGGCGGCUACGAGCUGCUGGUCACGCCCCACAUCGCGAACGUGGACCUCUGGAAGACGAGCGGCCACUUCGACUUCUACGCGGAGGGCAUGUUCGACCAGAUGGACGUCGAGAAGGAGCAGUACCAGUUGAAGCCCAUGAACUGCCCCUUCCACUGCCUCGUCUACAAGGACCAGCUCCGGUCCUACCGCGACCUGCCGUUCCGCUGGGCCGAGCUCGGCACGGUCUACCGCUACGAGCGGAGCGGCACGCUCCAGGGCUUGAUGCGCGUCCGCGGCUUCACGCAGGACGACGCGCACAUCUUCUGCACGCCGGAGCAGCUCGAGGACGAGAUCGUCGCCGUCCUCGAGCUCACGGAGGAGAUCCUCUCCAAGUUCGGCUUCGACGACUACGAGCUGAUGUUGAGCACGCGGCCCGACAAGGCCGUCGGCUCCGACGAGAUCUGGACCAAGGCGACGGCGGCGCUCAAGGGCGCCCUGGACCGCAAGGGCUGGGACCAUGGGGUGGACGAGGGCGGCGGCGCGUUCUACGGUCCCAAGAUCGACCUGAAGAUCAAGGACGCGCUGGGCCGCCAGUGGCAGUGCUCGACGGUGCAGUGCGACUUCAACCUGCCCGAGCGCUUCGAGCUCGAGUACCGCGCGGCGUCGGGCCAGGCCGAGCGGCCCAUCAUGGUCCACCGCGCCAUCUUCGGGAGCCUCGAGCGCUUCUUCGCGAUCCUGCUGGAGUCGUGCGGCGGCGACCUGCCGCUCUGGCUCGCGCCGACGCAGAUGCGCCUCCUGCCGGUCACGGACGACGCGCGCGACUUCUCCAAGGCCGUCGCGGCCAAGGCCGCGCAGCGCGGCAUCCGCUGCGAGAUCGACAGCGGCAAGGACCGCCUCAACAAGCAGAUCCGCAACGCGGAGACGCAGCGCGUGCCCAUCAUGUGCGUCGUCGGCGAGAAGGAGAUGGCCAGCGGCGACCUCGCCGUCCGCGCGCGGACCAUGGGCGACCUCGGCACCAUCGACGUCGACGCGCUCUUCGACGAGCUCAAGGACCUCGACGAGCUCAAGGACCUCGACACGGCCAAGUUCACGCCGCCGCCGCCCAAGCCCGACGCCGCGCCCGCGGCCGCCGAGGCGGCCGUCGCCGCCAAGUAA
This is a messenger RNA of Aureococcus anophagefferens, 1974 nucleotides long. RefSeq lists its product as hypothetical. The transcript is spliced from 2 exons. Gene Ontology annotation, biological process: threonyl-tRNA aminoacylation. The record is from RefSeq and is a predicted model, not a curated record. Gene Ontology annotation, molecular function: threonine-tRNA ligase activity; ATP binding. Lineage: Eukaryota; Pelagophyceae; Pelagomonadales; Pelagomonadaceae. The coding region runs from base 1 to 1974 and encodes 657 amino acids. Gene Ontology annotation, cellular component: mitochondrion; cytoplasm.